Messenger RNA from Ananas comosus (pineapple), 949 nucleotides. RefSeq lists its product as uncharacterized. The record is from RefSeq and is a predicted model, not a curated record. NCBI's taxonomy places the organism in Eukaryota, Viridiplantae, Streptophyta, Magnoliopsida, Poales, Bromeliaceae. The transcript has 6 exons. The coding region runs from base 71 to 718 and encodes 215 amino acids.
UCUCAUCAUCCUCUCUUUCCCUCUUCAUCGUGCUAAAACCCUAAUUUCCAAUCGUUUUCGCUCUCUAGCCAUGGUCGAGCGACGAUGGAGGCCUCUAAUCCUCGCCUCCACCCGCGCCAUCCUCGACUCCGUCGUCAACUCCGCCAAAUCCAUCAGCGCCGCGGAGGACGACGGCGUUCUCCGCCCUCGUAGGUCUCGCUUCGCCAACGAAGAUGGGGGCUCCGCCUCCGCCUCGCUCCGGCUCAAGGCCGGGAUCUCGUGCGGCGCCUGCCCCCAGAGACGCGUGCGUACUACGCCAAGUACGCACGCGAGAACUUCGUCAACUACCGCGACGCCGAUCCCUCCACCUCCCUCUCCGACCUCCUCCGCCGCGCCUACUCCUACUCCACCUGGGUUCUCAACAAGUACUCGCUCGACGAAUAAGCUGUGGCGAAGCUCAAGGAGAUAUAUGGGUGCUGAGCAGUGGCGUUGGGGGCGCGCCUCAUACACGCACGGGGAUUCAGCUAUCAUGGGCAUUGUAGAUAUUGAUAAUGACAAAGCCAAUCCUCAAAUGUGCAGCCUUUAUGCAUCGGAGAUAUAUACAAAUCUGUGUGCUACAGAGGACAUUGGAGGAGGGUCUGCAGAAACUUUCAGCGAUAUCUUGGAUAUGCAAGAACAAAGUAGAAGAUCAACUGAUGAAGAUUCAGGAGCUUUGGAACAAGAAGUUACAGAGAAGUAGUGCCAUAAAUAUAAUGGACUGUCCACUUUGCUUAAUUAUUUCGAAGAUUGUAUUGUAGAAAAUUCUGCAAAAGCUUAAUUUAUAAUAUUAAUGCCUAUUUUGCUAUUUUACAUUAGCUGCUAAUAAUCUCAUAGAUGCCAACUAAUUCUUUAUGCGCUUGUUGACUUGUCAAAGUAUUAUGAAUUAAUAUUCUUGCAAAGUCAGAAGGUGUUCUUGUAAUAUGAUUUUAUA